AUGACCAACCGACUACUUCGGCGCAAACAAAUGGUCAUUGAUGUCCUUCAUCCUGGAAAGGCAACAGUACCUAAGACGGAAAUUCAAGAAAAACUAGCCAAGUACAAGACCACACCAGAUGUCAUAUUUGUAUUUGGGUUCAGAACCCAUUUUGGUGGUGGCAAGACAACUGGCUUUGGCAUGAUUUAUGAUUCCUUGGAUUAUGCAAAGAAAAAUGAACCCAAAUAUAGACUUGCAAGACAUGGUCUGUAUGAGAAGAAAAAGACCCUAAGAAAACAGUGAAAAGAACGCAAGAAC
This is a messenger RNA of Neogale vison (American mink), 297 nucleotides long. Its product is annotated as 40S ribosomal protein S24-like. The coding region runs from base 1 to 282 and encodes 93 amino acids. Gene Ontology annotation, biological process: translation. NCBI's taxonomy places the organism in Eukaryota, Metazoa, Chordata, Mammalia, Carnivora, Mustelidae. The transcript has a single exon. The record is from RefSeq and is a predicted model, not a curated record. Gene Ontology annotation, molecular function: structural constituent of ribosome. Gene Ontology annotation, cellular component: ribosome.